UUUGCAGUGGCAACUCCCAACACAAAAUCACUCGCUAAAGAUAACGAAAAGUUCCAAGCUUUUGAACUCCAGGCCAUCCAUGGAGUCCUGCACGAUCCUCCCGUUCUCUCGGAGUCUCUCCCUGUUUUCUCCGAGAUCCAACGGAGACGAAGCCCGCCCGGGUUCAUCGCUCUUCAAGCGUUGCAGCUCUCGCCCCACUCGCAUCGGUUGCCAGAAGAUGUACGUCGCCGGGUUCGGAGAAGCAUCGCCGGAGAAGAAAGCCGCGAACCAUCUGCACAAGUUCUUCACUUAUAUUGCCGUCAGGAUCGUCAGCGCGCAGCUUGAGAGCUAUAACCGUGAAGCAUACAACGAGCUGGCGGAGUUUUUGAGCCGGCACUCUUUGAACGACGGGGACAAGUUCUGCGCCGAGCUGAUGAGGGAAUCCUCAAGGCACCAGGCCUUAGCUUUGCGCAUUUUAGAGGUUCGAUCGGCAUAUUGCAAGCAAGAUUUCGAGUGGGAUAACCUGAAACGAGUAGCUUCCAAGAUGAUGGAUGAAGCUAACACAAGGCUCAUGAGAGAGUACGUGUUGGAUCAUGUGGAAACUGAGAGUGGGAAGUGAUCAGUUUUCUGGUCCAUUUCACUUGUGUUUUUCAGCCAUACACAAAGGGUCCUGUUCGUCGCCAUCGUACUAUAUGUAUAGCGAUUUUCGACUACGCAUAGAAGGAGAUCAAUAGAUGAAGAUUCAUACUUUCCUUUCUCCUACGAUAAAGUCCGAUCAAGCUACUUCUGCUUCCAAGAGGUAAACCAGUGAAGUUAUUUGGAGACGAUUUGAAGUAUCAAUUGAAUCAGCGGCAUAAAAGUUCUUGAAGUUUGGAGGAUUGGCAACAAUUCGAGGUCUUUGAUGGAGAAAUCGGUUCGGUCCUAGUUAGAUUUGAAAAGCUUGGAGGUUACUAUUUCAUCAUACCCUAUGCCUCUGUCACCUUAAAAUGGUACUUGUUAAGUACCUCAAACUUGUCUGAAUGUAACAACACUUCUAAAGACUAACAAAGCUAUAUCAACAGCACAAGCUCGGAAAUACAAUGUACUAUGGAGGGCAGAAACAUCAAGUUCCUGUCUCAACAUAAAAAGAGAUGCUUCUACUCUGAAGAACCAUC
Messenger RNA from Rhodamnia argentea, 1133 nucleotides. RefSeq names its product chaperonin-like RBCX protein 1, chloroplastic. Bases 80 to 598 code for a protein of 172 amino acids. The record is from RefSeq and is a predicted model, not a curated record. The transcript has 6 exons. Lineage: Eukaryota; Viridiplantae; Streptophyta; Magnoliopsida; Myrtales; Myrtaceae. Gene Ontology annotation, biological process: ribulose bisphosphate carboxylase complex assembly. Gene Ontology annotation, molecular function: protein folding chaperone.